Messenger RNA from Wallemia ichthyophaga EXF-994, 2277 nucleotides. Its product is annotated as GPI inositol-deacylase. The transcript has 4 exons. Lineage: Eukaryota; Fungi; Basidiomycota; Wallemiomycetes; Wallemiales; Wallemiaceae. The coding region runs from base 1 to 2277 and encodes 758 amino acids. Gene Ontology annotation, biological process: endoplasmic reticulum to Golgi vesicle-mediated transport; GPI anchor metabolic process. The record is from RefSeq and is a predicted model, not a curated record. Gene Ontology annotation, cellular component: endoplasmic reticulum. Gene Ontology annotation, molecular function: phosphatidylinositol deacylase activity.
AUGUUCUUCCGAACGGCUGCAAUCUGCGCCGUCGCAUGGGCAGUGGCUAUAAUUAUACUAAAAUCCAAUCAUGCUGAAAGCGCAUGUAGAAUGGCUUACAUGAAUCCCAAAUAUAUACCCCAUCCUUUCGUCGACUCAAAGUACGGAUUGUAUCUUUAUAGAGACAAGCAUUGGAACGUCGGUGAUAGUAUAACGCCAGAUGGUAUACCGGUGCUAUUCAUUCCCGGAAAUGCUGGCUCUUAUAAACAAGGUCGGUCGAUAGCAGCUGAGAUAUCCAAGCAAUACCAUAUCGACUACAAUCGACCCAAUCAUGAUCUCGCAUCUCAAAAUAUACCACUGCCUGAUCUAUGGACAGUCGAUUUCAAGGAAGAACUGUCAGCAUUCCAUGCUGGCUUGGUGCGGCGGCAGGCUGAGUAUUGUCGAAGUGCAGUGGACUACAUUCUGUCACAAUACGCAGGCCAAUCACAUCCACCAGAAUCAGUUAUCGUAAUAGCGCAUUCGAUGGGAGGAGUCGUUGCCAGGGAGAUGUUCCACUUGACUGAUUACAGACAAGGCUCGAUAGACCUCUUGUUGACACUAAGCUCGCCAAACGCCAUCCCACCAACUCCGUUUUCGAGAAGCAUGAGUAGCUUGUUUGGUAAUAACUUGAGCAAACACACGGAAAUUGCCAUCAGUGGAGGAUCAGCUGAUUCACUGUUACCAGCCGACGUUACGUACGCUCCCAUCUCCCAAAACUCAUUAAGCGUGCUAUCUACGACCAUACCAGGGGUCUGGGCGCCGAUAUCUCAUCAGGCGAUUGUGUGGUGUGAUCAGCUGAGAAGGAAAAUAGCAAGAGGUGUGUUACUUUCCGUCGACAGUAGCAAAUCUUCGAAAUUGAAAAGCAGGGAGAGCCUUAUGGAGGUCUGGAAAGGCUUGCUCGUUGGGAUUUCUAACAUACCUGAUACCGUUGGCUUGUUUGAUGUCGAUCUCAAUGCUACAGUGGCAUAUGGUGCAUAUACAACCGCAGACAUCGGCUCUGAUAGGACAGCUUGGUCGCUAGGUAGGCCACCGCCACACUCGGUGACCGGAGAUAAGGCGCCAAUCGUGAGGCUUGUCACUAGCCUCACCCCUGAGCCCCCAUACAAAGACUUUGGUCAGUACGAAUCACCCAUCCAAGUGCUGGCUUGUCAGGAAAUCAAACCACUUAAACGAUGCAGGCAUCUGCCAAUAAGAGAUUCCGUAACUCUGCCAUAUUUACACAGAGACACGCAAUGGUUGCCUGUCCGACAUGGCGCCGACGAAGACCACACUAUGUAUCUGUUAGACGCAGACACAGAUACUCUGGAUGACAACGAGAGCGUGGUACUGUUUAGAAAUGGAAAAGACGGAAAGAGGCACUGGAUUACCUCCCAGUUCGCACCCGCUGACGAAGAGAUCGUUAUUGGUGGAUCACUUACACGCAUGUUAUUCUCAUCAGUUCCUCUUCUCGAGCAAAAUCAUGGGAUAAUGGCAUUAAGAAGGAGAUAUAAAUUAAUUAAUGCACCGUCUACUUCGCUAGUAGUGUACAGAAUCGAUGCUAAGCAGUCGACGUGUGUGUCGACGCAAUUCAACAACAAAGAGCUAUUUCAACCGCUGCUUAGACACGUUGUUGGAUCUUUAAAAGGAAUCGAAGAGACUUACCAUCCAGACCUCAAUGGAAGAAUUGCAAUUGAGUCACAUCUUUCACAAUCACCCUACCUAAUCGCUGACGCGAAAUCGAACAAGACUGAGCUCAUCUUUGAGGUUUUUGCGGACACUUCCAGUACCGAAUCAUGCUAUCCAUUACAGGAACUCUCGGUCAGUGUGGAUAUUCUAGCUAGUAUUUCCAAGUGGGGUACCCGCUAUCGAUCGGCAUUAGUGGGAUUUGCGUUGGGGAUUUGGUGUGUCGCAUUUAGACGGCAAUUACAAUCACUGGAUUUGACGGGUGCAUCAAUCACCCUUCUCGAAUCAUUAACGGUAGCAUUUCCACGUGAGAUUUUAGCAUUCUGCUUCAUAAUGGUAGGAAGUGUAUUGGCUAGCUCAUUAUACGCAAAAUUCAGCUUAUAUUUCGUUGGAUUACAUGACCCCAAGCUGUGUUUCGUCGGCCCUAUCCUUCUCUUAGCAUCAUAUGGUUUAAUCAGUGGAGUCACUGUGGCAAUUACAGGAUUCAGCGCAAUUCUCUCUUUCACUAGACUACACAUACCCAAAUUUAAGAUAAGUCGGAAAAGAGAACUGGGUAAUGCUGAGUCUCAUUGGAAUAUACACGCUAUUAACCGAUAA